GGACAGGGUGGCAACCAUCGAGCUAAGCAGCAUUCAACUUUAGCAGACAUCUGUUUAAAAAUUAUCUGGAAAAAUGAGCACCGAAGCGGCGAAAGCGCAAAUCUCGCAGGAGAAAAUUGUGGCCCAGUUCCAACAGCUAAGGAAUGAACAAAGAAACUUGGCCAACAGCCUUAACACGCUGGAAAUGGAUCUGCGUGAACACAAAACUGUGAUAGAAACACUCCAUUCGGCGGAUCCGGAACGUAAAUGCUUUCGUCUAAUUGGUGGCGUGCUGUGCGAACGCACCGUCAAGGACGUCCUGCCGCAGUUAGUGGAGAAUAAGGAUUUCAUAGCGAAAACGAUUACAAUGGUCACCGAGGAUCUGAGCAAAAAGGGUGUGGAACUCAAUAAGUUUAAGGAGGAGCACAACAUCAAGAUACGUGGUGAACAAAUUGGCACUGACGGCGCCAAGUCAUCGGAGCCGGAAAGUGCCAGCAAAUCGGAGAAUCGUAAUGUGCUCGUGUCCAACUAGAAACCCGAACCGAAGUCAAGUCAAAUCAGAAAAGCAAUGCCAAAAUAAGCAGCGUAUUUAUUGUGUCCAAUUGGAGGUUCAUUCAAUAAUUAAUGCAUUGAUUAAUGAUUCUAAUGUUAUAUGUAAUUUUAGCUCUAAGGCGCGACACACACACACACACUUACACACCUCACCACUACCAACUUAACCAUUAAACACACAUUAACACUUGGCCCACAAUUAAAAA
This is a messenger RNA of Drosophila innubila, 737 nucleotides long. RefSeq names its product probable prefoldin subunit 2 (gene Pfdn2). The record is from RefSeq and is a predicted model, not a curated record. Gene Ontology annotation, cellular component: cytoplasm; prefoldin complex. Gene Ontology annotation, molecular function: protein folding chaperone. NCBI's taxonomy places the organism in Eukaryota, Metazoa, Arthropoda, Insecta, Diptera, Drosophilidae. Bases 74 to 511 code for a protein of 145 amino acids. The transcript has 2 exons. Gene Ontology annotation, biological process: protein folding.